Messenger RNA from Colletotrichum orchidophilum, 552 nucleotides. RefSeq lists its product as uncharacterized. The transcript has 2 exons. NCBI's taxonomy places the organism in Eukaryota, Fungi, Ascomycota, Sordariomycetes, Glomerellales, Glomerellaceae. The record is from RefSeq and is a predicted model, not a curated record. Bases 1 to 552 code for a protein of 183 amino acids.
AUGCCCAAAAUGGCCCAAGUCAACGGUGACCUCCCGAGCGUGCCCUCGGCUGCUCUCCAGCACAUCCUGGAUUACCCUGUAGUACACGACGGUGUCGUCACUUUCAGGAACCACCCCGUCGGCAAGAAGUCCCUGGUCUACGGUGACUCUGCCUACAAGACCUUCGCCGAGCCUCUUCUCCCUUACUUCGCUCGUCCUUGGGGAUACUUGCGCCCCUAUGCCGAAAAGGCAGACAACCUCGGCGAUCAGGCCCUGACCAAGGUUGAUGAGCGCUUCCCCGUCGUCAAGAAGCCUACGGAGGAGCUCUACGCCGGCGCCAAGGGCAUCAUCGCCCUGCCAAUUCGUACUGGAUUUGAGGCCAAGGACCACGUCCUGAAGACGUUCAGCCAGCAGAAGAAGAAAGUCGGCAGCGAGAACAUUGUCGCAUACGGCAAGGCCCUCGUCGGCACCGCCCUCAUCACUACCAGCGAACUCAUCAUCUGGGUUGGCGACGUCAUCCACUACAAGAAAGAGGAGGCCAAGGAUGUCAUCAACGAGAAGGCCAACAACUAA